UCAACUAUAAUUCUCUAAUCAAAGAAUCCUUCUUCAGCCUCUCUCUCUACAGGAGAAUUCCAGAAGCGUUUUUGUGGAAACCGCAAAAGGCCCACACGCCCUCAUAACUUUCCAAAAAUACUCCUCCAUUCACACCCACCAAAAAACUCGGUUUGAUGCCCAUUGUCAAACCCUUUGGGGUUAACCCCCCGUCCCGAUUCCCACUUUUUCUAUUCCUUUGACUUUAAACAACCAGCGUCCAAUUCCAAUUGCACUUGCAGUUUCUCAACGUUUGUGUUCUUUCCUAUUGUUUACAUGUUUUUUUCCCGUCAUAGAGACAAUCAAUCAGUUUAUUCAGUCUCCUUUCUCAAUUUGGAACGGUUCUUGGUUUGGUGAAUCCUUGUUUGGAUUGAAACAAGUAAAGGGUACGGCUGAGAAAACUUCUCUUGGGCUGAUUUGGGUACUUACCUGAUCUGGGUUUUCAAUUUUGAACGGUUCCUGGUUUGGUAGACCAUUGUUGGGAUUGAAAGAAGUGAAGGGUACGGCUGAGAAAACUUGUUUUGGGUACUUAUGUGAUCUGGGGGUUUUCAGCUUCCACCAUUUCUGCUGAUUCUUGAAUAUGUUUUAGGUAAAAGCUUCCUUGAUCAUGCACAAAUAACAGUUUGCAUGAUGGGAUGGCUUAACAAAAUUUUCAAGGGCUCAAGGCCUAAAGUUUCAGAAAGGCAACAUCACCGAAAUGGCAGACAGGGAGAACAGACAGUCGGGGGCUCAAGCCAUAAAGAACCAGAAAGGCAACAUCACCGAAAUGGCAGACAGGGAGAACAGACAGUAGGGAAUGAACCUUUGACUUCCAGGGAUGAGUGGUCUGAGAUUGAAGAUAUAGAUCAUGCUAUUGCUCUGUCCCUUUCAGAAGACGAUCAUAAAAGGAGAACCGUCAUUGAUAAUGAAUCCCAAUUGAAAGAGGACGAACAACUUGCCAAAGCUAUACAAGAUAGCUGGAAUGUUGCAUCUCCAACCCGUUAUGGAAAUGGAAACCUACAUCGAUCCAUACCUUCCCCGUACUCAACAGGGUUCAGGAUAUGCGCUGGUUGUAACACAGAGAUUGGUUAUGGAAGACCUUUGAAUUGUAUGGGUGCGUUCUGGCAUCCAGAAUGUUUCAGAUGCCGUGCCUGCAACGAACCAAUACGUGAUCUUGAGUUUUCUAUGUCUGGGGGUCUUGCUUAUCACCAGUCUUGCUACAAGGAGCACCAUCACCCAAAAUGUGAGGUUUGCCAACAAUUUAUUCCAACAAACGCUGCCGGUCUUAUUGAAUAUAAGUCACAUCCUUUCUGGGUCCAGAAAUACUGCCCCUCUCAUGAGCGUGAUGGGACUCCUAGGUGCUGUAGCUGUGAGCGUUUGGAGCCAAGGGAUACACAAUAUCCUGCCCUUGACGAUGGUCGCAAGCUGUGCCUUGAGUGUCUGGAUUCUGCUAUCAUGGAUACUAAUGAGUGUCAACCCCUUUAUCUUGACAUCCAAGUUUUUUAUGAAGGGUUGAACAUGAGAGUGGAGCAGCAGGUUCCAUUGCUCUUGGUAGAGAGGCAAGCACUCAAUGUAGCCAUGGAUGGGGAGAAGAGGGGUCAUCACCACAUGCCCGAGACCAGAGGGCUCUGCCUUUCGGAAGAACAAACUGUCAGCACUAUAUUAAGGCGUGGAGGGAAACGAGCUAUGGGCAUGAGAACAGAGCCAUAUAAACUUACCCGUCGUUGUGAGGUGACUGCGAUUCUAAUUUUGUAUGGCCUUCCUAGGUUGCUGACUGGAUCAAUAUUGGCUCAUGAGAUGAUGCACGCAUGGCUUCGAAUUAAAGGAUACCGAACCUUAAAUCAAGAUGUUGAAGAGGGUAUUUGUCAAGUUCUUGCUCACAUGUGGUUAGACUCCCAGAUUCUGUCCAUGUCCGGUAGCAAUGCUGCUUCAACCUCCUCCUCCUCGUCAUUAGAUGGGUCAAGAUCUCCACUUGAGAGGAAACUUGGGGAUUUCUUCAAGCACCAGAUUGAAUCGGAUACAUCUCUUGUGUAUGGAAACGGAUACAGAGCCGGUAAACAAGCAAUCCUCAAAUAUGGCCUUACGAAUACCCUUGAACAUAUUAGGUUGACAGGGUUUUUCCCUUGUUAGAAAGUACAGAUCCUGAAUUUUAUUGGGAAUUUGUGACUGAUUUUUUAGAGUGAAGAAGUCUGGCCUCUUCACAAUAGGGAUAUAGAAAAGUUCAGAUAUAUAGAUAGCAGUGAGGGAAGUUUUGAUUCUUAUACCUGUAUACCUUUUUUGUAGAUCUAGUCUUUUUUGUACAUUGACAGAGAAUUAAUAAAAGACAUUGACAGAGAAUUAAUAAAAGUAGAACUAUUUUU
This is a messenger RNA of Rhododendron vialii, 2357 nucleotides long. Its product is annotated as protein DA1-like. The record is from RefSeq and is a predicted model, not a curated record. The coding region runs from base 646 to 2127 and encodes 493 amino acids. NCBI's taxonomy places the organism in Eukaryota, Viridiplantae, Streptophyta, Magnoliopsida, Ericales, Ericaceae. Gene Ontology annotation, molecular function: ubiquitin binding. The transcript is spliced from 12 exons.